Tarenaya hassleriana is the source of this 1293-nucleotide messenger RNA. Its product is annotated as heptahelical transmembrane protein 2-like. Gene Ontology annotation, molecular function: signaling receptor activity. NCBI's taxonomy places the organism in Eukaryota, Viridiplantae, Streptophyta, Magnoliopsida, Brassicales, Cleomaceae. The record is from RefSeq and is a predicted model, not a curated record. Gene Ontology annotation, biological process: response to hormone. Bases 113 to 1201 code for a protein of 362 amino acids. The transcript is spliced from 4 exons. Gene Ontology annotation, cellular component: membrane.
CGAAAAUCACAGAGAGAGAGAGAGAGAGAGGGUGAAUUCGCCGGAAAAUCGCCGGAGAUAUAGUUUCCCAUUUUUAACGACGAGCUCCUACAGAGGAUUCAGAUUAAGAUUGAUGCGGAGGCGGAGGGCGAUGAGGAGAUCUCCAGCGAAGGGAGAUCAGAAGAAGGAGAAGACGAUGAUGGUGAGAUGUGAACGGAGAUUGUUGAAGUUCGAGGAGUUGCCGGAGUAUAUGAAGGACAACGAGUACAUACUCGACCAUUACCGAUGCGAAUGGUCCCUCCGGCACACCUUCCUCAGCAUCUUCUCCUUGCACAACGAGACCCUCAACAUCUGGUCGCAUCUGGGUGGGUUUCUAAUAUUCGUUGCGAUGGCGGUGGUGAGUUCCAAGGAGACGAGCGAGCUCGGCCUCGCCGGAAUCACCAGCGCCUUCUCCAGAUCUAAGAUUCGCUUGCCGUCAAUGUUAACGGCGAGGGACGUUUACCUCACCACCACCAUCGCCGCUACCAAUGGAACUUUGCUGCAUGGUUCGAACCCGAAUCAAAUCCCAGAGAGCCUGUUCUUCAACUUUCACAGAGAAGGUAGUCUUGAAGCUAUUCCGAAGUGGCCAUGGUUCGUGUUCUUAGCCGGAGCAAUGACUUGUUUGAUCUUCAGUUCCCUCUCUCACCUCUUCGCUUGCCACUCCAAACGCUUCAACCUCUUCUUCUGGCGCUUGGACUAUGCCGGAAUCUCCCUCAUGAUCGUCUGCUCAUUCUUCGCCCCGAUCUACUACGCAUUCUCCCGCCACCCUUACUGGCGCGUCCUCUACCUUUCUUGCAUCUCCAUCCUCGGCGUCCUCGCCAUCACCACUCUCCUCGCUCCAUCUCUCUCCGCCCCACGUUUCAGGUCUUUCAGAGCUGUGCUUUUCCUCGCCAUGGGAUUCUCGGGCGUGAUCCCUGCCACCCAUGUGCUUUACCUUCACUGGGUUCACCCUAAUGUGUUUGUCGCCCUCGGUUACGAGCUCGCCAUGGCCGUCGCGUACGCUUCAGGUGCAGUUUUUUACGUCGCUAGGGUUCCAGAACGGUGGAAGCCCGGAACUUUUGAUAUCGCUGGACAUAGCCACCAGAUUUUCCACGCCUUUGUAGUAUUAGGAGCCCUUGCGCAUAGUGCCGCCACUCUUCUUAUCAUGGAUUUUCAAAGGGCAUCUCCCUCUUGUGCCUUUUAGCAGACACUUCAAACAUUUAGUUCACUUUCAUUAUUCGUUUGUACCUUUGUAGCUCAGCUUACAGUUCCAUAUACCAAUGGAUCUUUUCAUAA